Molecule: messenger RNA, 3030 nt
Organism: Theobroma cacao (cacao)
Lineage: Eukaryota; Viridiplantae; Streptophyta; Magnoliopsida; Malvales; Malvaceae
Product: RNA binding (RRM/RBD/RNP motifs) family protein
Biological process (GO): regulation of mRNA stability
Cellular component (GO): nucleus; cytoplasm
Molecular function (GO): poly(A) binding
Source: RefSeq, a predicted model, not a curated record
GAAAGUUUUUAUUUUUAUCCGCAGCCAGACAGAAAAAAGGCCCACUCACAGACCACAGUCGGUACAUAUAUAUGAAACGCACGCUCCGUUCCUUUCCCCUCUAGCGAUUCUCUCUAGCACCGGAAACCUCCAAAAGCGCCGGGGGAUUCCCAUGAAACCCAACAUUUUCUCUCCCACCCGAAAUCCCUACCCUCUGAAUUUUCUCUCACUCUCCCGACAGUUACCCCAAUCCUCUCCCGCGCCGCCGCAUUUCUUUCGCUCAUCACUCCCUCAAUUUUUCGUUGAUGCUCGCAACCUGGAGUUAGGGUUUCUGGAUUAGUGUGAUUAUUAUUUGUUCUGAUAUUUAUAGAUUUUAGGUUAGGGUUUUGAAUUUGGAAGGGUUUUUGAAGGGGGAAAUUGUCGAAGAUGGGCAGCGUGGAUCGAGUUGAUGACUUGACAUUUAAGGUUAAUUUUAGCGGAGAUGGAGCAGCCAAGUUGAGAGAGAGAGUCAAGGAUAAACUCAAGGAGUUUAUGGGCGACUACACUGAUGACACUCUUGUGGAAUAUGUGAUUGUCUUAUUGAGAAAUGGUAGACGUAAAGAUGAAGCAAGGAAUGAGUUGAAUGUUUUUCUUGGGGAUGACAGCGAUUCUUUUGUCUCCUGGUUGUGGGAUCAUCUGGCUUCAAAUUUGGAUCUAUAUGUUCCUUCUCAGGAACCUCAUGGGGAAGAAGCAGCCAAAACAAGAUGCAUACUGGGGAACCAGCUGGCUGGUGCUGAUGCUCAAUUGGAUUCUGAUUCUGAAAGAGGAAAGUCUACUAAGUUGGCUAGGAACCGGCACAAUAGGGAGUGGAAGGGCCUAGUUCAGGAUGCUUCUGAACCACCUCCUCUUCGGAGCUCUGAGGUUGAGAAUAUUCGUUUUGAGGAAAAAACUCGUCGAAAAGUAAGCCGUGGAAGAUCUUCCUCCCCUCGUCCUAGUCAGAAGAAAAGGAGCAGAAUUGAUGACCGACAACCUAUAAAGAGGGAGGAAGUUUCUCAGAUGACCAUAGAUGCCCCUAGGCGGCUGCUUCAGUUUGCAGUGCGAGAUGCAGUUGGAACUUCAAGGUCACCUAUUUCAGCAAAAGAGUCCUCAUUCAAGCGCCUUCGGUCUGUGGUGUCAACAUCUUCUGGAGAUUCAUCACUACCUGAUCGUCCUAGGAGAAUUCGGUCUGUUGCGAGAGUGCCAAAUCUGAUGACAACAAUGCUUAAAGCUGUGGCAGAAGCUGCUGAAGAUGUGGCAAAGGUCAAAACUGCUGGAAGUGUGUUUGACAGGCUUGGUCCUGGAAUGGAUGUUUUGAAGACCCAUGACCGACAUGCGGCAUAUAGAGAAUCUCUUGCUGAGGAUGAAGAGUAUGGAGAUCUUAAGCAACCACUGGAGAAUAUCCAAUCAGCAUAUCUUCAAAGAAAUGAGUAUGCGGGACAACAUGUCGGUAACAUGACAGCAUUAGAAAGUCAGACUGUGUUGGCUUUAGAUUCUCUGUCUGACAAUGAAGCAUAUGAUGAUGUUAAUGUUGCUGGCCAUGGAGUUAUGGAUGUGUCUCAGACUGGUACAUCUAGUGGAAACAAGGGUGAUAACUCACUUGUGGUGCAAUACAGUGUAGCUAGGCAUGAUGAACUCAUGCAAAGAACAAGGAACAAAGACCACAAUCAAUCUACUGCAGCAGCAAAUACUUCUCGUAAGAUAGUCAACAGUUCUGUCAAUGUAAAUACUUGGAAACCACCUCAUUAUCAAGAGCCAAGGGAGGUUUCAGAAUUUGGCAGUCAAAGUUCUCUUCAGGAGAUUGAAGCAGUCGCUAGCAAAUCUAAUCUUAGAUUGAUGAAGGAGAAUGGCAACCCUGUUACUGUUGGUAAUGGAAAUGUAAAAAGUGCUGGUGAUAUUCAAGAAAUGCCUCAGAAGACAGUGCAGUCUUUUUCUGUUCCCUAUGCUGCUGCACGACCUUUAGAGGAUGCUGAUUCUCGGACGAUCUUUGUAAGCAAUGUUCAUUUUGCUGCUACCAAGGACAGUCUUUCUCGGCAUUUUAAUAAGUUUGGGGAAGUGCUAAAAGUUGUUAUAGUUACAGAUGCGGCGACAGGGCAACCAAAAGGGUCAGCUUAUGUGGAGUUUAUGCGUAAGGAAGCAGCAGACAAUGCUUUAUCCCUUGAUGGUACCUCUUUCAUGUCACGGAUUCUUAAGGUUGUGAAGAGAAGCUCUGCUCAUCAAGAAGCUGCUCCUGUCAUGACAUGGCCCCGCAUUGCCCGAGGCUCUCCAUUUGCUGCUGCAAGGUUUGCUAGAGCCCCUUUUCCCAGAGGUAUCCCUGGUGCAUAUAGGCCUCGCCUUCCUUUUAAGCCUGGUGCCAGAAGCUUGCAGUGGAAGCGUGAUGCUCAGGCCACUCCAGCCGAUGCUGCUGCUUCGUUCACUGGGAACAGUGUUUUUUCUCCCACUGCCCGCAGUCUCACCUAUGUCCGAACAGAGCCUAAAUCGGAGGGGAAUGCCAGUAGCUCCUAGUUCAGUCUGUCAUUUCUCAAAUUCCUGCCCCGGGGUUGCAUCAAUUUUUGUUGAAAUGUUUGAAUAUGACUGCACCAAGUAUCUUACGGAUCAAAGGAUGGAGAUAAGUCCAACCCAUUCUUUUAUUUUUAGAAACGUGAUGAUUCUUCAACUUCUGGAGACAUUUCUAGAGUAGAGAUGUAUGUAGAAGUGGCAAACCGGUCUUCUGUGAGCAAAUUUUGCUAUUCCAGGCUUUUUCUUUUUUCUUUUUUUUUUCUUUAAAGUGGGGUGGGUUGAAUGGGGCAGGGGAGUUUGGUUUUUGAUAUGGGAGGAAGCAAGGGUCAGUGGUUGGAAUAACGUUCAUGCCCCAAGUUAUAUAUACGUUAGAUUUGAAUUUGUGAAUAGGGUGGAUGGGUAGUUGUCUUUUGUUUGAGGGCUUAUGUUUUAGUUUUUCUUCGACUUUUAUAUUAUAAUAUAAGGAAAAAAAAGGAAAAAAUAGAAGAAAAUGAACAAAAAAGAAGAAAAGUUAAGGAAAAAGGAGUUUGCCUCAAA